AUGCAUCAACAGUCGCGGCCGCCGCGAGGCGGCUACUCACCCGCGACUGCAGCCCAGACCAACCCCACACGCACAAACAACCCGAGAGACGCACUCGCCAGCCGGCCGCGCGCUGCCUCUGAAGUUGCGCCGCCGAGUCCAUCUUUCGAUGGCGUCGGCGGCGGUGGCAGUGAUGGUGGUGCUGCGCCAACAACAGCUCUGGCAUCGGGGGGACCAACCAAAGAAUCUAUUAAAAAGCUGGACCAAAUAAUACAGAACUUCCAUCUCAAAGCUGCCGUGCUUAUCCUUCAGGCCCGCAUCCCGACCACGCCUUCGGGCGGUGGCCGUGGACGCAAGACAAAUAAAUGGUUUCAAAUCGAAACCGAGGACAUUGACGACUUCAAAGACGAGCUCAAAACAUGGAAACACUGCGGCGGAUUCGACCACCGGCCACCGCCUAUGAUAAUCGAGACCUACCUGGACGCUUCUCGACUGGCCGCCGGCCAAGCACUUGUUGUUAUCGACGAUAACGGCAAGCGUUGGGACGCGCUCGAAGCGCUCAACUCCUCCGACAUGUCGGCCAGUGGUAGCGGCAGCGGCAGCGGCAGCAGCAGCAGCGGCCGGUCCGAUAGCAACACAACCCGUUCCCGAUCCACCGAAAUCAUCCUCGAGCGCUGGAAGAUUGAGCUGCAGUGCAUCCCCGGCUUACUAAAGAGCAGCAGUGGUGGCGCUGGCGGCAGCGGGAGCAGCAGUGCCCACGAAUCCGCAACCGGAAAGGGCCGCGCCGGCGGCGAUACGAGCGGCAGCACAAGCACCAGCGGUGCCGAGUACGAGAUGGAGGACUUCGGUCCCAUUCUGCCCACCAUCUACAAGCGCAGCAUCGUCUUCUUCCGCUCGCUCUUUGUUACUACACACGUUCUGCCCGCUUAUCGCUUCUCCCGCCAGGCGUCCACCAAGGGUGUGCACCCGGCGCUCAAGGUGCGCUGCCGCAUCCUCACGGGUGCCGAGGCCGAGGCGCGCAUCGCCUCGCGUCGCUUCGACAAUCUCCGCCAGCCUCUGAACUUUGACAACGGCCGAGAUGUAGUUACAGACUACAUGUUUGGCGACCUCGAGAUUCCUGUAGGGCGUUUCUCUGCUUCCGUCACCUACCGCAAUGACUGCAGCUUCCGCAUCGACGAUUCUGAGUCGCUCCUGAGCUCACGCUUCAUGGGCAUUGACGAGAACUACUUCCGCCCCUCGCUGCCACCGUCCCAGCGUCCAGACAACAUCUACCUGCCUCAGCAGCGGGAGACGCAACAGACCUCUGGCCAGCAACACAGGCGGCGGGAGUCGUCGGCCGAAGUCGUUGGCUCGCUUCCGUCCCACCAGCGCAGCGGCCGCAAUGCCGCCGAGCCGUCGGUUCGGCCUCUACUGCAGCAGACGUACGGCAGCCUGUCCACAUUUCACGGUGCCGACGCGCUCGGCACAAGCCCCAUUACCGCCCUCAAGGCGGCUCGCACAGCUGAUUCCGAAACGAGCUCGCCAACGGGGUCGUACCGUCCUUCGAGCCUGGAGCAGCGACCACAUAUCGACCCUCCAAAUUCCCUCCCAAUUGCUGCCGGGCGCGCAGCUGGUCUGUCGCCCACAUCGUCCGUUUCGACCAAACCACCCAUGCUCCGGAACCUGGACGCAGGACGCAGGACAUCCAUCUCGUUCCAGCCCUUCAAGGCUGGAUCGCUCUCAGGAUCACCGCGUACGGCUCAGGAUGAAAUUCCGGUCCCCUCGUCGCCUCUCUCUGGCUCGCGGCCCAUGUCUGGGCUGAGCGCGCUGGCCCAGGCUAGAAACCGCAGCUCGCUCACCGCUGGCAUGGCCGCAUCGCUCCGUGCUGCCCCGCAGGUUUCGACCUCCGUGGGCAGCCCAUCGGCCGCCAUGACUGCUGCAGUGAUGGAUCCAGGCCAGAGCUCAUCACCCCGUCUCGCGGGCGGCAGCCGCUUCAGCAGCAGCUUUACGCACCGGCGCGGCAGGUCGUCAUUCGGCGGCGCGAGCCGCAACGAAGAUGACCAGGGCAGCAGCGGCAGGCAGAGCCUGGCGUCGUCCAUGGCCCAGCCCGGCUCCGGGCUGCUGGCCGAGGUCGGCGGCGUUGCCAGCUCCGGAUCCUUUCAGACCGACGACGACAACAUCUCCGAGUUCCUCAAGGCACUCGAAAGCAAAAAGACGCUCCAGAGCUUCGAAUCCAGCAGCAAGCGCGUCGACUCGGCGCGUCGCACCGCGGCACAGCUGUCCCGCUUCCAGCUGAUGCGCGAGUCCAACGUGGCAUUGACGGAUUCUAUGAACUCGUCCUUGCAGAUGCCGCGUUCGCUGAGCUCGUCAGGCCGCCAUCCAACGGGAACAGGUACCUCGGGCGCCUCGGGCGCCUCGAGCACCACCGGCGCUGCUGCAGGUGCUGCGGCGGUUGGCCACACGUCUACGUCGUUGUCGCCGUCAUCACACUCGCCCAUCAAGCCGUUGUCGCCAAACAUGCCACAUGCGCCGCACACGCCUGCCGUGCCGUCACGGCUGAGCGAAAAUGCCAUUGUUGACUACCAAGGGCAGAUUCGCGUGCGGCCUGGUGGCCCCCGCCCAAUUGCCGGCAACGACGCCGAGGGCGGUGAGGGCCAUGCAGGCCGCGAUGCGGAUAGCAGCAACAACGAGAAGCUGGACAGUAUGGGCGGCACGACGGCGAUCGACAUCCCGCUGUCCCCACGCCUUCUCCAGCUCGGUGGCCGCCGCUCGAGCUCGGCGGUCCAAAAGACGCGCGCCGUUCACCACGUCGACGACAAUGCGGCCGAACUGGCGGCCUUUGCACAGCGCAGUCUCAGCGUCGGCGGUGCGGGCAGCCGCGAGCCGCCCUCGCCUGGCGCGCUCUUCCGCCUCGACCAGGAAGGCCCGGGUCACCAUCACGCAUCUACGGAUGAUGUCGCUGGCGCAGUCGCCCGUGAAAGUGCUGCCUCUGUUGGUGUUGCCAGUAGCCAAGCCGGCCUUAAGGCGGCUGCGGCGGGUCUUCUGCGUCCGGCCAGCGGCAGUGCCCUGUCCCGCUCGGCUGGCGUGCGCCGCGGUGGAGGCGGCCAUGACGGCGACGACGACCACGCCCACCGUGCCAGCGACAACGCGUCCUCCGCGGCGGUACUCCGCUCGGCCACAGUUGCUGGUGGCAGCAGUCUUGGUUCCUCGCCUCGGCGCCGGUACAUGAGCCGCCACCAGCAGGCGUCCACCACCUCUACGCAGCAAACAACGCAGCAAACCCAGCAGCAACAGCAGCGGGGCGAAACGUCGUCGUCCGGCCUGCGCGGCAGCGGCGGCGGUUACGGCGAAACAGACGACGAGCCUCUGGUCUUUGACCUGUCGGAGCUGGGCCGCGACCCCAACCGGCAAAGCAUUGAUGAGUCGCGCCGCCGGCAGUGGUGA
Sporothrix brasiliensis 5110 is the source of this 3402-nucleotide messenger RNA. Its product is annotated as autophagy protein. The coding region runs from base 1 to 3402 and encodes 1133 amino acids. Gene Ontology annotation, cellular component: Atg1/ULK1 kinase complex; extrinsic component of membrane; phagophore assembly site. The transcript has 3 exons. Gene Ontology annotation, biological process: piecemeal microautophagy of the nucleus; autophagosome assembly; mitophagy. NCBI's taxonomy places the organism in Eukaryota, Fungi, Ascomycota, Sordariomycetes, Ophiostomatales, Ophiostomataceae. The record is from RefSeq and is a predicted model, not a curated record.